AUGCCACCAGAUCGACGAGUGCAGCGAAUUGUUCGAGUAAGAACUGGUUGUUUGACCUGCAGGCGUCGCAAGAAGAAAUGUGACGAAACACGUCCAAUCUGUGCUGGCUGUCAGCGGAAUGACCUGGGUUGCCAGUGGCCCCCAGAUGUACAGGGCAAGAGAGACAACCGAGAAGACGAAACUCUAGCAUCUGUGAUAGAUGAGCUCCGACCGAAUAUAUUCGAUACCAUUGAAGGGCUUGAUGAAAUAUCAAUUCCUAGGAGUCCCUCAUCGCAACGAGCGCCAUCUGUUUCAUCGAGUGCAGGUCAUUCAGUGACUACUAGAGACCAGCCUGAAGAUAUGCAUGAGGAAACCCAUAAUCAAUGCGGACUGUCAGCAGAUACCGGGGGUUCCCCUACCAGUGACGCCCUUGUCACCUCUGUCGCAGUGGAAAAUGCGCUGCCGCGCAGCCUAUCCCUGCUGCCUGGCUAUGAUGCCGAGUCUUAUCAGCUUCUCAGUCAUUACCUGGCCACAACGGCCGACUGUAUGGCAAAUGGCUCCACGCCUGUUAACCCCUUCCUGGUACAGAUUGUACCCCUGGCAUUUUCUAGUGACUUGUUGUUGCAGCUGGUAAUCACUCAAAGCGCCGCUCACCGCGCGUUUCGAUCACGGGAUGAAUCAGACACAAUUGCCCACAGUCACUACACAAAAGCCCUCCAGCAUUUCCGCCGUGGAGUAACGGACUUUAUUGACGGGAAAGAAUCGAACCCUCUCAUGCUCCUAGUGGGCGCCCUUCUCAUGUGUUUUACUGAGACAGCAAAGGGUGAUAUGAACGGGACAAUAUUCGACCAUUUAUCCGCCGCGAACUCUCUGUUAGUCAAAUUGCUUGCCCAGAGCGACUCGACAGUUCCGCGAGACCUGAAAGAUUUCGUCAUCGAAUACUACACCUAUACCGCGACCGUCAGCAUGAUCUCAAUCGAUGCUCGCUUUAGUGGGCAGCUUUUAUUGAACUUAGAUCUCGAACAACGGUCACGCGAAUUACUUCAGACCCAGUAUGUGGGCAAUUUGUGCGGUUGCUGGCUGGAAUUAUUGUUGCUGAUCCCCUGCAUUUUCGAUCUCGGCCGACAGUGGAUCAUGGACGAUACCCAGGCAGCCGUUCCAACGGCUGAUGAUAUUGCCAUGUUUGCAUCUAUACAAGCCCAGAUUAUACGCUGGUCGCCCUAUCCUAAUGUCGGGACGGAGGUCCGUCUGGCUGGGUUAAUCUUCCAAGAAGCCAUACUCAUCUAUCUAUACACCUCCUUAGGUGGGUUUCAAUACACCAGGGAUGGAAUGUAUAAAGGCAUGGUAGAAAACGCAGUGACAGAAGCCAUGUCUUACUUAGGCGAACUGUCGCCUAGUGCGCGCAUCAACUCUGGCCUAUGUUGGCCGAUCGCUCUCGUGGGCUCAUGUCUUCUCAACCCCGACCAGCAGGACUGCCUACGAGGACGAUUGAAUGCCAUGACCGAGAAAUUUGGUCUUGGAAAUAUGCAUCGAACACUUCUCCUCCUUGAAGCAAUGUGGCGAUCACCUGCAUCCGAGGCCGGACCAUGGAAUAUUUGUCGAGCAAUGCAGGAAAACCAAAUAUGGAUAUCAUUUGCGUGA
This is a messenger RNA of Penicillium verrucosum, 1620 nucleotides long. RefSeq names its product Zn(II)2Cys6 transcription factor. The transcript has 2 exons. Gene Ontology annotation, molecular function: DNA-binding transcription factor activity, RNA polymerase II-specific; zinc ion binding; transcription cis-regulatory region binding. Gene Ontology annotation, biological process: positive regulation of transcription by RNA polymerase II. Gene Ontology annotation, cellular component: nucleus. The coding region runs from base 1 to 1620 and encodes 539 amino acids. The record is from RefSeq and is a predicted model, not a curated record. Lineage: Eukaryota; Fungi; Ascomycota; Eurotiomycetes; Eurotiales; Aspergillaceae.